Messenger RNA from Micropterus dolomieu (smallmouth bass), 448 nucleotides. It is a transcript of the gene trdn, whose product is annotated as triadin. Lineage: Eukaryota; Metazoa; Chordata; Actinopteri; Centrarchiformes; Centrarchidae. Gene Ontology annotation, molecular function: signaling receptor binding. The transcript is spliced from 5 exons. The coding region runs from base 2 to 448 and encodes 148 amino acids. The record is from RefSeq and is a predicted model, not a curated record. Gene Ontology annotation, cellular component: sarcoplasmic reticulum; membrane.
AAUGAGCAGUCAAGCCAAUGGUGGGGUGGUGGCCCCUCCAGCUCGGACCAAUCAGAGGACAUUUUUGGAUGAUGUCAUUUUGACCUUUACUUCACCAAUGGCCUGGCUGCUGGUUGUGGCUCUGGUCAUCACAUGGACGGGAGUCGCCAUCGUUCUCUUUGAUCUGCUUGACUAUAAAACUCUGGCAGAGUACACAUCAUACUGUGAAGACCCCGUGUGUUUAUCUCCUGGUCUCCCUCCUCCUUCUGCCAUCGCUAAGAGAGGUGGCUUUCGUCCAAUAAGAUCAAGCCCUGCUGGGGUCCCUGGCGACGUCGCGGCUCGGGAGAGUACUGAUUGGUUGGAGAUGGUAUGGACUUUUGCAGCCAGUUUGGUAGCUCCUGAUGAUGAGGAGGAAGGUAUUCACCAGCUAACUGACACCCUCACAUCUUUCCACUCCGAGGAGCCCUGA